AACCUCAAUUUGUGAAUUAAAAGAUGUUGUGUUCGUCAAGGAGAAAGAAGAAGAAACAACAGAAGAUCAAUUUCCACAAGAACGGGAGCUUAUUGUUGGAGGAACUCAUUGCAUCGUCAGGAGGUAAAUACAAUCCCAUCCGUACGUUUUCUUCCCACCAAAUCCUUCAAGCUACAAAUCACUUUGACUGGAGCUAUGCAAUCUGUGUAGACAGAUUCGUGUGGUACAAAGGUACGAUUCAAAACAGAACCGUGCUGAUCAAGUACUAUAAAGACGAACCCUUUAACUUUGACACAGACAAUUUCUACCGUGAUAUAGCAGUCUCAUCGAUGAUGAGCAGCCAUAAGAACGUUCUCAAGCUUCUAGGGUGUUGUCUAGAGUUUCCUCGUCCUGUUCUCGUGUGUGAAUACCCAGAAAAGGGAGCUCUUGCCUAUGUUGGAGGUGCGUUGGUAAUCAAGCCAUUGGCUUGGAAUGUAAGAUUGAGGAUCGCCAAGGAGAUUGCAGAUGCUGUAACGUAUCUGCAUACUGAAUUCCCUAGGACUAUAAUCCAUAGGGAUUUAAAGCUUACAAAUAUUUUCUUGGGCGAGAACUGGACUGCUAAGCUCUCUUCUUUCAGCCUUAGCUUACCAAUUCCAGAGGGAGAGUCGGGUGUAUAUGACAUGGUUUGCGGGACACAAGGCUUUGCGGAGCCCCAGUAUAUGAGAACAGGUUUUGUCACUGAGAAUGUUGACAUCUAUAACCUUGGGUUCAUCAUGCUAAGUCUUUUGACAGGAAAGCACGGAAUCUAUCAAGAACCGGCUAAUGGUGACAGUUAUAACAUGAUUAUGUUGCCUGAUUAUGUUGAGAAGUGUUUGGGGCGAGGACCGUUAGCUAAACUGAUAGACCCAUCGAUGUUAAACAGUGCGGAUGACGACAUUCCUGAUCAUUCAAAACUGCAAAUGGAAGCAUUUGUUGAACUUGCUUUGAGAUGUGUUAGAUUCAGACCAGAAGAAACCAAGCUUCAUAUGAUAGAUGUUGCAAAAGAACUCAAGCGGAUAGAAAACCAGACCUGACCGCAAACCUGGUGAGACUGAUCAGAUCUAUCUAUUAUUAUACACUCUUUACGAUAUAUGUUGUAUGUAAGAAUCUGAAUUUCAUAAUUCAUAAUGUAAGAAUCUGAAUUUCAUAAUUCAUAAACCAAGCUUCACAUAAUCCAAGCAAAUGUAAUAAAACUUUUGUAGAGUCUAUAAAUAUCAGAACAGAGGAUCUCAAAAUGUGAUAUCUGAAUUCACUUUGAGCUC
Messenger RNA from Arabidopsis lyrata subsp. lyrata, 1280 nucleotides. Its product is annotated as non-functional pseudokinase ZED1. Gene Ontology annotation, cellular component: plasma membrane. The coding region runs from base 24 to 1052 and encodes 342 amino acids. The transcript has 2 exons. NCBI's taxonomy places the organism in Eukaryota, Viridiplantae, Streptophyta, Magnoliopsida, Brassicales, Brassicaceae. Gene Ontology annotation, biological process: cell surface receptor signaling pathway; protein phosphorylation. The record is from RefSeq and is a predicted model, not a curated record. Gene Ontology annotation, molecular function: ATP binding; protein serine/threonine kinase activity.